ACUAUCGGACAGCGGUAUUGUCGGCACACUUCGGAACGUAGCCCGGAUAGAACGAACUUACCGCGAGUCGACGAGAGACGAGGGUGCGAGCGAGCGAGCGGCGUGAAGGAGAGCGGACGAAGCAGAGAGGCACGCUCGUAUUUAUCGGCGUGUCAACGCUACUUUUUCACAGCGCAUCGGCUAUCGGACACCGUACGGUCUCGUAGCGAUUUCUCGGGUUCCCGCUGCAUCGUAACGAUGAACGCGCAGUACGAGGCGAUCGGUAAGGGCUUCGUUCAGCAGUAUUACAUGCUCUUCGACGACCCAGCACAGAGGCCGAAUCUUAUAAACAUGUAUAAUACGGAGACCUCCUUUAUGACGUUCGAGGGUCUACAGUUACAAGGUGCCAUGAAGAUAAUGGAGAAAUUAACUAGCUUAUCUUUCCAAAAGAUAAAUCGGAUAAUAACAGCGAUCGAUUCGCAACCUAUGUUUGACGGUGGAGUUCUCAUUAAUGUAUUAGGAAGGCUGCAGGCAGACGAGGACCCGCCGCACGCCUUCUCACAGACUUUUGUGCUGAAGCCGAUGGGGAACUCAUACUUCUGUCAGCACGAUAUCUUUCGCCUUGGCAUUCAUGAUACCGCGUGAACAAUGAGAGAUCGGGCUGGUUCACCGCGACUGGUAACCAAUCACCGGCAGGCGGGGGUUGCCGUGCGACGGACAUCCCGAAGAGAUCGAGCCAAGUGAGCGCAGCCACCCGUCGUCAUCGAUCCCUUCCCUCUUCGCCACAAUCGCAUAUUUACCCCCACAUCCCCUGCCCUUUCUCCCCUCCCCUCCCCCCCGCAUCCUUUCACCCUCAUUCUUUCUAGAUAUCACAAGUUUUAUAUGAAGAAUAUCUGUCCGCUUAUAUCUUGGCCACGACAAAAAGGGAAAUAGACGUCGAGAGAUAAAUGAAAUCAUGUACACUCACAUACACACACAUACACGUACACACAAUACAAUUUGUUUCUCCUCCGUAAUAUACAUAUAUAUAUAUAUAUGUAUGCAUGUGUGUGUGUAUAUAUAUGUGUACAUAUAUUACGUAGAUAUGCGUUACUUCUCAAAAAGGAAUCUAUGUCACUUGGUUAACCUUAUAUACGCGAAUUUGUCGUAGCACAAUACACACAUACAUAACGGGGACGUACACUUAGGUAAUCCUUGUCGAGAGAGUUUGAUUUUCGACGGCAGGUAAAGUUUGCAUUAUUACAUACGCUUCAAAAUGUAUUGUAACAUAUUUUACAUUAAUGCUGUGUAUUUUUGUAAUACGACUGUUGGCCAUUAAAUACAAGAAUACGGAAUUAA
Molecule: messenger RNA, 1317 nt
Organism: Dinoponera quadriceps
Lineage: Eukaryota; Metazoa; Arthropoda; Insecta; Hymenoptera; Formicidae
Gene: Ntf-2
Product: probable nuclear transport factor 2
Exons: 4
Coding region: 238-624 (128 amino acids)
Biological process (GO): protein import into nucleus
Cellular component (GO): nuclear pore central transport channel
Source: RefSeq, a predicted model, not a curated record